This is a messenger RNA of Dimorphilus gyrociliatus, 795 nucleotides long. The record is from the annotation of a GenBank genome assembly. NCBI's taxonomy places the organism in Eukaryota, Metazoa, Annelida, Polychaeta, Dinophilidae.
ACUUUGAGAAGCUUUAGAAAAGCGAACGAUAUGGAUCCAUCCGCCGCUCUGUUAUCUUCCAGAUUAUCCUACUCUCCCUACACUCCUCAUAGACUAUCGGUCAACCCUUAUUUUAUGAGUGUACCAAGCCGAAGAGGUUUAGAAAGUGCUGCUCAGAAGCCCCCUUACUCAUAUAUUGCUCUAAUUGCAAUGGCGAUAAAAAACGCACCGGACAGGAAGAUUACCCUUUCCGGAAUUUAUCAAUUUAUUAUGGAAAGAUUUCCUUACUAUCAUGACAACAAACAAGGCUGGCAGAACUCGAUUCGACAUAAUUUGUCUUUAAACGAUUGCUUCGUUAAAGUCGCUAGAGAUAAAAACGCUCCCGGAAAAGGAAAUUACUGGACUUUAGAUGCUAAAUGUGAGGAGAUGUUUGAAAACGGAAAUUAUCGGAGAAGAAAAAGAAGACCAAAAGGUCAGCAGCAAAAUGCUAAAAAGAAUGGGGUCGAAAUUCAAAAGUUGGACAACGAGUCUUGUAGUGACGAGGAAGAUGAAACUGAUGAAGAAACAGUUCGCAAGUCGAAGUUGUUCACGAUUGACAGCCUUUUAUCGAACCGUUCACCAAUUGAAAGUUCGCGAAGAAAGAAUAUUUUUGACUCAAUACCUAAUCCGCCACCGAAGGUCGUUGACAUAGACAAUUUGGCUCAGUGUGGAAGAAAUCAAUCAUAUCCGUCUUUUCCCUCUUUCUGUCUUCCUUCUUUGUCCGCGUGGAACAGUCAACUUCUUAAUUUUAUGCCUAUAAUGAAUUCCAGGUCGUAA